AUGUUAUAAUUGGUACCUCAUUAUCAUGUUGAAAUGAUGAAAAAUAACCUAAAAACGAACCAAUACUAAUUAUAUGAUGCAAUAGAGGGGUAACAAUACGAAAUUGCUCUAAGCAUUUUGAAUGAUCUACAUUCAAGAUCUACUUGGAUUAGUGGAAUUUACCUAAUAAUGAAUGGAUAUGAGUUGGAUUAAAAUGUCAUAAAUAAGUUCUUGAAGGUAGUGGAAGAACAAGAUGAAAUUGAGAUGACAGAAUAUGAGCAAUUAGCAUUGACUUAGAUUUGUCAAUAAAUAAUGAAUAUUGAAAUGAUCAUACUUUUACACAAAUAUAACUUGGAUGGCUGGAUUCAAUUAUCUCCCAAGAUUCAUCUGUUUUUGAGGAAAUCUAUCCAUCCAUAAGUACCUCAGAUAUUCAUUGAAUACUACAUUAAAUAAAAUAUAGAAUUAUUAGAACAACACGAGUAAUCUUUUAAUGAAGACUUUGUAUGGACAUUACAUGAUUUCAGAACAUUCUAUAAAUUGAUGCCCCCAAAUAUUGCCCAUCCAUAUUAUAAGCUUAUUCAAAUUUCUAUCUACGUGAGAAUGCUUGACUUGGAAAGUGUGCCCUGCCCAAUCUCUCAAUAAAGCAUCCCUAUUCAAUACUCAUCGAAAUUAGAAGAGAUCCUCAAGAAAUUGGCAAUUAGCCCACAUAAGGAUUGCUUGGAAUUGUACAUAUUUUGCUUGAUUGAAAUUGGGUUGUUAAGAAUUGUAAUUAGAAAUAUGAAAAAUAAUUUAACCUAGGAAUAAUUAACCUAAAUAAGAAAAUAGUUUAUGUAAGCAGCACUAAACUCUAAUUACAUCGUGGAUAUAGAAGUGUUUUAAUUUUUAGAUAAACUUUAAUCAUUUGAUUAAGAAACCAAAGUAGAAGUGUAUAAAAAAAACCCAUAAUUUUAUGAAAAUAUCGACUCUUUGGAUAUAUUCGAUGAUGAAUCAGUUUUGAAUGGACUCCUGCAUAAUUUCAAUACUAUAGAGAAUCAAUAAAAAGUCAUUUAAUAGUUAGUCUAAUUCAACUCAAUUAAUACACUCAAAGCUAUCUGGCUAUUAUAUAUAGAUGGAGCAACUCCUCGUUUAACAAACGAUCCCAUUCAAGAAUUCAAAUUGAAGAAUUUCAAAUGUCUCAAUGUAUUUUAACAAAUUCAAUAUCAACAUAAUUACGAGCAUUUGAUCGAAGCCCUUAAAGUAACAGCCAUUUGUAUUUGGACUGAUAGAGAAAUCAAGUAGGAGGAAUUAGAGGAUAAAUAUUUGCUGUCCUAUCUUAAAAGUUGCAUAACAAACGAGAAUUGCUCAUCAUUAUUGAAACUGUUGUUUAGUAUAUCUAAUGGAGUUUUUGAAGAAAAUCAUGAUAUUCAAUAAAUAUAAAUCCAAGUCCCUUAUUUCUUAGAACUAUUGACUAUUUUGCUAUUUGAAUAAAAGGUAGAUGUGAAUUAGAAAUAAUUUUACUUGUAAUAAUUAUUAUAGUUAACUUAAAAUCUUGAAAAUGUGUUGAUCAUCAUGAAAAGCUAAUUAGUCGAAAGACUCAUAUUCUUCCUUAGAAUUGAAAGUGUGCAUUAAGAGUUAAUCAUCCAAACAUUAAUCAAUUGUAUUAAAGUGAGAUUUUCAUUGUAAUAUCUAUAAGCAAUUGCAUAGUUUAUGUCACCCUACUCAUCCUUGAUUAUGAUACCACAUGUUGACGAUAAAUAAAAGCUAAUUUAAUAUAGAAAGAUUGCUUCUAUCUUAGGUGUUCCUCCACAAUCGAUAGAAUGUGGAUCAACUUAGUAACAAAAUUAUAUUUAAGAACAAAUCGCUAACAAAGAUCUUUUCUUAAAAAAUUCAACUCUCUUACUUUAUUGUUUAAACAAAGUGAUCUCUAUUUAAAAUGAUUAGUAUUAUUAUUUUACUGGACAUGAAAGUGGCAUUAUUGUAAAGGGAAAAAUGUAAUUUGAAACCUAAAAUAACGUUUUCUCCAUUAUCAUCCAAUUUAAAGGUUAACUAAAAUAAUCAACACUCUUGAAUUGGGGAAAUUAAGAAAUUAGCUUUUCAGUUGCCAUUGAAGAUCCUUAAUUACUCAGUAUCAGGUACAAAUUCUAAAACACUUUGAAAACUGCAAAAUACUCCUUAAAAUAUUAAGAGAACUUCAUUGUGAUUAAUUUCAAUCAAAAUAAAGCUUUUUAAGUGAAUAUCAAUGGGAAUGAUGUUUUGGCAAGACAAGCAGAUUAAUUUGAUAAUUUUUAAAUACCUGUCCUAAAUUUCUUUGCAGUUGGUGCAAAAUAGAAUGAUUUCGAUACUCUCAGUGAUUCUUUUAGAGGAGAAAUGAGACUGCUUUACAUUUUAGAUUAAAAUAUCAAUGCUGAGGAUAUGUACAUCUUGGAGAAGAAAUCAUAGAAUAAUUCAGUUUUAUUUUCAUAAUUACUUAAAAUGUAAAUCAAAGGUAGAGUUUUGCUAUACUUAAAUACUCAAUCAGAAAAAUAAGAUUUAUAAUUCGAUGGACUCUUGCACUAAAAUAAUUAAGUCUUCAUUGAAAAUUGUUAGUAUUUGAUGUUAAGAGGAAGAAGGUAGAAACAAACCACAAUAUCUAAGUUGAUGGGUAAGCUGUUUUAAUAGAGGAAAAGCUUAAAUUCAUUGGAUGUUUCCAAUCAGAAUUCUAAAAAUGUAUUAUUCUUAGAAAACACCACUUUGCUUGAUGUUAUGAAAUCUUAUGGUAAUUUGGAUAUCCUUUUCUUUCCAUUGCACAUUUUGAAUGACCCUCAAUGUGUAGUUAGUGUUUUGUAAUUGCUUAACACAAUCAUUUAAAAGUUUGGUGAUGAUAAUUUUAUUUAAAACUAUUUGAGAUCUGAUUCUUAAUAUAAAGGUAUUAAGGUCUUAGGAUAUUUAUUAACCGUUCAUAUGAAAACAUAAGGAUGUUCAAUUUAGUUAUUGCAGUAGAUACUCAAUUUCUAUAAUUCUUUAUUGCAAUGUUAAAUAAUCCAAGUGUUAAAGUAAGAUUGCAUGUGUAUCUAUCAUGAAUUUGAAUUUUGGUAAUAUUGCUAAUAUGAUAUUCUGUUAUAUCUCUAUUCUUAUCUAUUUGAAUAGUUACAAAACAAUGAGGAAUUAUUCACUUAUUUCAAGGAUUAAGUGCAGAUCUUGUAUUAUAUUUUACAAGUCCAACUGAUAUCUUAUGAGGAGAGUAAAGGAGAUCAGUAAGCCUAUAAUUAAACUCGAAAGAUGUUGAUUAAAUGUAUAUUGUACCUAAUGUACAAUCCAUUCUUUUAAAUGCAGUUUAGUAACGAUCAAAUCCUACCAAUACAGAUGAUAAUCAGAGACAAAAAGAAUGCCUCUAGUGAAAAAUUAUAAAUAUUAAAAAAUGAGAUUGUUCUGAUAUUAAAUCAUUUGACUCUAAAAACAAUCAAUGACUUAGUAGUGAUGUUAGGUUUCAUAGUUAGGAAACCUUAGAAUACAUUAAUUUUAGAGUUAUUAACAGAUAUACGAUAAGGUAAUUAAACUACUCAAAAGGAAUCAUUAUUGGAUGUUAUGCAAAGUCAAUUUGCUUUAAAGAUGGAGAAUGAGGAUACGAUUUUAUAGGUCAUUUUUAAAAUAAUUUAUGGUGUGAUCAUUGAAAUGAUCAAUCAAAACACUCUAGAUGAUCAAUUAUUGGGUCCGUUAAUGGAUAUUUUAGUGAAAGUCCAAGUCCAUUAAAUCAAUUAUGAAUAUAAAUUAUUGGAACUUCAACAAGCCAAAAACUCUUAGUAAUAAUAAAAGACCAAAGAAUACAGUGCUAUAAAGUCAUUAUUCAAUAAAAUAAAUUACAUUCUAUUUGAAUUAGGCACUAAUUUGAUUUGUCGGUAAUAAACAUUUUAAGUAUUAAUUAAUUUAUCAAGUUUGGUCUUAAGAUAAGAGUUGAAUUUAGAAAAAGAAGUAUUAAACUUAUUGUUAUUGCACUUUUCAUUUUACAAUCUUGAAACCAAAUAAUUGAUAAUUGAAUUUUUCCUCUAGUCUUAAGAAUACAAAGUCUUUAUGAAUUAAUUAUGUAACCAUAAAGAACUCAUGAAUUUCAUUAGAGAGUUGAUUAAUAUAGAGACUGGCUAAACUCUCAUUAACUACAUUGUGUUACAUCACAUAGACAACAUAGAUUUUUCUGCUAAAAAAAUACUAAAACUAUUUAAUAUGAUACAAUAGCAAAACAAUUAAUUUAUGAAAGUCAUAUUAACAAUUCUGUUGCUCUAAAAUAACACAAAAAAUAAAUAGAAUGCGAAAUCAGAAAUAGCCUUGCUAGAUUUAUUCAUGUUACUGCCAACAGCAUUAACAUAAAAUCAAGACAUGAUUGUGAGUGAUCCAGAAUUGUUUGUUAAGGUAUUUUAUGAAUAUGUCACUUAUUUGGAUAAAUAAGAUAUGUUGUAUUCAUUUUACCUUGAUACUGAAUUUAUAGGAUAUUAUGAGUAUGAUCCAAUACCCUUUUUUAAUUUUCAACAAAAUGAAGCAUCUAAAAAAUACAUUUAUCCGAAUGGGGGUGUGAUGGGAGUUGUACUCUUCAUUUUGUUUUAUUCUUUAGAACUUUUGAUUUCUAGCAAGGAAGCUAAACAAUUAUUGGCUAUUUGGAAGAAGUUGCUGAUAGAAAAAUCAAAAUCUGAAUUUCAACACAGUUCAUAAACCUUGAUAAAUAACGAUUAGAUUCCUAACUUUCAAAUGAAAAUAAAGAAAAUUAAGAUAAAAUCAUAAAAGUCAUCCCUUGUCUAAAAAUUUAAACAAUCUGUAUUAGGUGAAUAUCAACUAACUCAAUAUGACAAAUAUUUUUAGGAUUUACAUCUAUAUCACGUAUUAAAAUUCUAAUUUCUGUCUUAACAAUAUUCAUACUCUGAAGAACUCUUUGAUAUUUUUACAUCUAUUAAGUUUAAACCUGACAACUUUUUAAAUUUCCAAGCACUUUGGUCUAUCAUUGAAUCAAAUAACUUGCCAAAUAUUAUUGAUCAAUUAUCCACCAGGAUCAAUUUAGUAUAACUAUCGAUUUACACAUAACCUGAAGAGGUAAACAAUAGAGCCUGUUAGAUAAUUACUUAAUUCAAUUAAUAAAGCCAAUAAAUAUAAUCUGCUAUUCAAUAAAAUGGCAAAUUGAAUAAUGAUGCUAAGAAAUUCUUGGAUCUUAUUAGUAAGGUGAAUUCCCCUUUGAAGUAUUUGGAACUAUUUAAAGAGUAAGAAGCGAUAAUUUAAAAGGCUUGUGCUUAUCUUAAAUUGUAUUCAUUUAGACAGGUUUAGUUUGCUUAAGAAAUAAGCAUAUUAUUAAACAUCUAUUCAUUACAGAAUUAAAAUGUUGAUCAGAUGGAUAGUUCCUCAAUUAAUAUGAAUAAUUAAUAAUCCACACUACAAUUAAACUAGAGUCAAUAGUAAUUAUCUGAUUUUCCAAAGAUAUCAACUAAUUUGUUCAAUUAAUACAGAUAGGAAUUCCUGUAAAUUAUCUAAAAGUUCGAAAACGAAUUAAUAAUUAAAUAACUAAUAAUUUAAUUCAAAGUUAAAUUACAUUAUAAAUAAAACACUCACAGAAGAGGAUUGUGGUACUUUAUGAAUUAUGGAGAUGCCCAUUUGUAUCAUCAACUGAAUCAUGACAACUUAGAAUCAUUUUUAGAAUUAUUGGGAAAAGAAAGAUAUUCAAUAAAUAGCUAUGAAGAUAGUAUGAGGAGGAAGAUGUUCUUGAAGGUGUUUGCUAAAUAGAAAAAAACAUAUGAACAUAUACAACUGACUAAAACAGCAUAAAGUAUAUUUAGUGAUCUCUAUGGUGCAUAAUAAAUCAUUCAACAGAAGGAUAAGAUGGUAAACAAUGAAAAUCAAAGAUUUACUGCAGAAUUAAUUACAUAGAGAGGUUUCUACAGAGGAAAAAUAAGAAUAACAAAUGAAUACUUUAUGUUCGAGAAUUUUGGUUCAGACAUUAUAUUUCAAGAUGUUCAGUAUAAGUUUUAAAAGGACAGUCUAAUAAAGACAGAAAAGCAGAAAUUGAUUCCGUUGUCUUAGAUUAAGGAGGUCUUUCCUAGAAGCUAUUUGGCUUAACCAGUGGCCAUUGAAUUAUUCACCAACAAUAACAAAACUUAUUUGUUUAAUCUUUUUGGAUAAAGACAAGCAGUGAUGAAAGUACUAUCGUAGUCUUGCAAUGUAAUAAUGAAUCCAACUGAAUAAUUUAAAAAGAGUGGGAUAAUAGAGAAAUGGAGAAGGGGAGAUAUUACGAACUUCUAAUACUUGAUUGAAGUGAAUAAGUAUGGAGGAAGAACCUAUAAUGAUCUGAAUUAGUACCCGAUAUUCCCAUGGGUUAUAGCCAAUUAUGUAGAUUUUGAUAUUUAAAACAAAGAUCACUUCAGAAAAUUGGAUAUUCCUAUUGGAGCAAUCAAUCAAAAGAGAUUGGAGAACUUCUUAGAAAGAUUCAAGCAGGCAAAUCCUGAGGAUAUGAACAUGUACUUUAUUUAUGGAACCCAUUAUUCUCAUAGUGCAAUAGUGAUGAGUUUUCUAAUGAGAAUGGAACCAUUUGCCUCACUUCAUUAAGAGUUACAAUCUGGAAGAUUUGAUAAGGCAGACAGAUUGUUCCAUUCCUUAGAAUCACAGUGGCAUUCUGUCACAAAUUCAAGCAGCGAUGUCAAAGAAUUGAUACCUGAGUUCUUCUACUUUAGUGAGUUUUUAAAGAAUAAAAAUAAAUUUGAUUUAGGAUAACUUCAAUCUGGGACUGUAGUUAGUGAUGUAACAUUACCUGAAUAUAUAAAUACAAAUAGUCCAGAGGAGAUGAUAUUUUUGAAUAGAUUGGUGUUGGAGAGUGAUUAUGUGAGUUUCAAUUUGCACAAUUGGAUUGAUUUGAUAUUUGGAUACAAAAGUGGAAUGAAUGCUUAAAAAUACAAUAAUUUAUAUCAUCGAUUGACUUAUAGCAAUUAUGUGUAAUAACUACUAGAGAAGACGGAUGAUGAAGUCUUGAAAGAGUAAUACAUAACUUAAGUGUAUUAUUAUGGAUAAACACCUCAAUAGUUGUUUAAGAAGGAACAUCCAAUAAAACAAUAUUCGAAAUUGAAUGAUCAAAAUCCAUUAUUGUAACUUAAAUAAAUUACUUUGAUGAUUAACAAAUAGAAUAUUGAAAUUGAUCAACUAUUCUGUAAUGAUAAAUAUUUGGUUUUGAUAACAAAUGAAUAAGAAAUUCAUGUUUUCAAUGUAGAACACAGGAUAACAAGUCAUAAAAUACCAAAGGACUUUGGUAAUCAAGAAGUUAAACAAUUAAAAUUCAAUUAAGAUAACAUUUUCUUGUUAUUUGAUGAUUCUCUUGUAGUUGGUGGAUACACUGAUAAUUCUGUAAAAGUCUAUUCUCUUAAAGAUCUCAAAUUAACAUGUUCUGUUUUGUUCCAUACCAAAGUUGUCACUUGUUUAGGCAAAAGCUCUACAUAAUUGUUAUGUGGCAGUAGAGACACAAGAAUAUCAGUUUGGGAAUGGACAUUGUCACAUCAACCAGAAUUCAUUUUGUAUGGACAUCAAAACGAAGUGUCAAUCAUUUAAGUUAAUUAGAUUUUGCAAAUUAUUCUAAGUUAUGAUCUCAAAGGAGACAUACUCAUACACACAAUUAAGGGAGCAUUCUUAAAACUAAUAGAAACAUCCAUUAAUGAUUGUCUUUAAAUCAAAAUUCAUCCUUCGGGAUUUAUUUUGAUUUCUUAAUCCAAAAAGUUAAUUAUCUACACUUUGCAAGGGGAACUAUUCCUCUCCAGAGAAUUAUUAGAUCAUAUCAUAUCUAUUAAUGUUCUUAAUGAAUAUUCACCUGAAAUCUUAAUCCUCACAUAUGAUGGCACUAUUUUUAUUACAUCGAUUAUCUAAUUGAAAAAAACAGAUGAUUUUAAUUAGUAUUGUCUUAAGAAAUACAAAUUGGAGGAUAUGGAAAUCAAAAUGGAAACCAAUUAAUUGAGAAAAGUCAAAGAAUUAAUUAAUACCAAAAGUUUAGAAUUCUUGACCUCCCAAAUUUCAUGUGGCUAAUUUAUACAAUUGAAUACUCAUAGAGUUCUUAUUAUUGGUUAUCAAAAUGGACAAAUAAUAUCAUUAUACGAAUAACCAAGAACAACUAGUUUAUUAUGA
Molecule: messenger RNA, 8070 nt
Organism: Paramecium tetraurelia
Lineage: Eukaryota; Ciliophora; Oligohymenophorea; Peniculida; Parameciidae
Exons: 5
Molecular function (GO): protein binding
Source: RefSeq, a predicted model, not a curated record